AUUUGAAUUUAUUUUGAAUAAAUAAUACAAAUAAUAAUAAUAUUAAUAAUAAAGUUUAACUAGAUGAAAUUAUUUUUUGUCACAAUAGGUAUUAGAGGAAAAAUAGGGAAAUUAGUGCUUCUACGUAGUUACGUGAGGAGUAUGUGUGUGUUGACAGAAAUCUUUUUGUGUUCUUCAUAUUUUGUGAUGUGAAUUGAGAUUUAGAAUGCCAGCACGUGUGACAGAAGUGAAAUGCAAGCGUUGCAGAACAGUUAUUUUCACUGAAGAAGCAACUCCACUUCUUUCUGCUCACGGAGCCGCGGAAAAUAAUUCAGAAAAUCUUCAAUGUUCCGCUAAUGAAUCAGAAAAUUGUCUCUUUAUUUCAACAGAAACUGUACCUGAUUGGAUUAAGGAUUGCAUAACUAAGGAAUUAUGGACAAAGGGAAAAAUUAAUUGUCUCAAUUGCAAAUCACGAUUGGGAUCAUUUAAUUUCGUCAAUGAAAUUAAAUGUGAUUGUGGCGAAUGUUUAUUGCCGCCAAUAAGAAUUAUACGAUCUAAAGUCGAUAGACCUAUUGAUAGUCCAAGAAAUUCAUUUGUUUAAUUGUGAGAGAAAAAGCAUUUAAAAAAAAACUGUAUUUUGUUUAUGUCAAUAAAUAAAUUUUCUUUAACAUUAAA
Leptopilina boulardi is the source of this 654-nucleotide messenger RNA. Its product is annotated as E3 ubiquitin-protein ligase RNF180-like. The coding region runs from base 206 to 580 and encodes 124 amino acids. Gene Ontology annotation, cellular component: endoplasmic reticulum membrane. The record is from RefSeq and is a predicted model, not a curated record. NCBI's taxonomy places the organism in Eukaryota, Metazoa, Arthropoda, Insecta, Hymenoptera, Figitidae. Gene Ontology annotation, biological process: serotonin metabolic process; protein polyubiquitination; norepinephrine metabolic process. Gene Ontology annotation, molecular function: ubiquitin conjugating enzyme binding; ubiquitin protein ligase activity. The transcript is spliced from 3 exons.